Striga asiatica is the source of this 1637-nucleotide messenger RNA. NCBI's taxonomy places the organism in Eukaryota, Viridiplantae, Streptophyta, Magnoliopsida, Lamiales, Orobanchaceae. The record is from the annotation of a GenBank genome assembly.
AUGGCUAACUACUACUCUCUUUUGAUAACUUGCUUGGCCUUCUUUUCCGUCUUAUUAUUCAACUCAUGCCACAGCUUCAAUCCCAAAGAUUCCAAAGAUUGGGGUUGGGGUUCUCUUGGUUCGGGUAAUCCCCCGACUUAUGGUCCACCCCCGAAUUAUGGUUCGGGUUCAGGUUUGCCACCACCUCCGAGUUAUGGUUCUACCCCUGGGUAUGGUUCGGGCUCGCCACCACCUCCGAGUUACGGUUCGAACCCUGGGUAUGGUUCGGGCUCGCCACCACCUCCGAGUUACGGUUCGAACCCUGGGUAUGGUUCGGGUUCGCCACCACCUCCGAGUUACGAUUUGACCCCACCUCUAUCCCCGAGUUACGGUUCGACCCCACCUACAUCCCCAAGUUACGGUUCGACCCCACCUCCACCCCAAAAUUACGGUUCGAUCCCACCUCCACCCCAGAGUUACGGUUCGACCCCACCUCCAUCCCCGAGUAACGGUUCGGCCCCGAGUUCAGGGUCGGGGGGAUGGGCAACUACCCAAGCAACUUGGUAUGGAGAGAAGACCGGUGCUGGAAGCGACGGUGGUUCGUGCGGGUAUGAAACCGCGGUCGAGAAGCCUCCGUUUUCUUCUCUAAUAACUGCAGCUUCGACUCCUCUCUACAACAAUGGCGAUGGCUGCGGUUUAUGUUACCAGGUACAAUGCACUUCGGAAUAUUGUUCUGGUAAACCGGUGACUGUGGUAAUAACGGAUGAGUGCCCCGGCUGCGGUGGUAAUCACUUGUUCGAUUUAAGCGGCACUUCAUUUCGACAAAUGGCUAAUCCCGGACAAGAACAACAACUUCAAGACAGAGGAAUCAUCAAUGUUCAAUAUCAAUCGGUUCCGUGCAAUUUUCCGGGCACAAAUGUGGCGUUCCGAGUUGACCCGGGCUCCAACUCGAACUAUCUCGCGGUGGCCAUCGAAUACGAAGAUGGCGAUGGGCUGACAGGUGUCGCCGUGAGGAAGUCCAACACGAAUGGUGAUUGGCUCCCGAUGACUUUGUCUUGGGGUGCCGUGUGGAAGGCUAACCUCAAUGGGAUUUCGCCACCGUUUUCCUUCAAGUUGACCGACUCCUCGAAAACCGUGGUGGCCGAAAACGUUAUUCCGGCUGAUUAUAGCUUCACGACCUACACUUCCAACGUCAAUUUUUGACGGUUCAACUAUUGGCUCGUUUAGUAUGAAUAAAUUAAUUACUUUGUAUGGUGGUAACCACCCCUAAAGGUAUUUUGUUAUUUGGGACACAAUUUUUUUGUAUCUCGAAAGUGAAAUACUGAUGAGUGGUGUAGCAAAAGAGCUAGUUAAAUAAACGUUGUAGAAUGUACGUAGAGAGGACCUAUUUCAUGGUCAACUCUCGAGACUUUCUUCCCUAAUAAUAAAUAAAGCUGGUUGUUGUUUUAUGUUAUGGUAUAUUGUGAAAAUUAUGAUUAUGGUUUUGUACCAAUAUAAUCCGCUGCCUAUUUGAAUUGGAUUUUUAAAUAUCUAGAUGUCUACAAUAGUAUUUGGAUUAGAAAAGGCAGUCAAUGAGUACCAAAAAGUCCAAUCUCUGGAAUUGUGUAAAAAGUUGGAAUGAUUUGAUUCGGAGAUGAUUAUUUUUCGGUUCGAUUCGG